CAUUAAAAAUUCAUCGUGUUGAGCAAAUUAACACAGUUGAGUAAUAUUGUGCUUUGAAUGAUAUCCACCUUCCCCAGUAAAUGCAAAAAAAGAUGUUCACGACAAUUGAAUGAACUAUUACUAACCUCAACACUUGGAUCCAGAAUUUUCGAAUUACACAUUAUCAAUGGCUUCAUCAGAAAUCGAGAUCGUUUCUGACUCCAAUGAUCAGCAGACUUCAGAUUUCCGAAACCCUAACGAACCAGCCAUAAUCGAUGUUUACUCUGCUUGCGCUUACGGUGAUUUUGACAAACUCCGCAAAUUCGUUGAAGUUGACGGCGUUUCCGUUUAUCAGCCGGACGGCAACGGAUAUUACGCGCUUCAAUGGGCUGCUCUCAAUAAUUUCGCUGAUAUUGUCCAAUAUAUCAUCGAGCACGGGGGAAAUGUCCAUUCGGUGAACCAUGCGGGGCAGACUGCGUUGCAUUGUGCAGCAGUGCGGGGAUCAAUUGCAGCUGCCGAUGUGUUGUUGCAGAAUGGUGCGCGGGUCGAGGCUGCUGACGUUAAUGGUUAUCGGGCAAUUCAUGUUGCAGCUCAGUAUGGACAAACAGCUUUUGUAAAUCACAUUGUUGCAAAGUAUCAUGCUGACCUUAAUGUGCCAGAUAAUGAUGGGAGGACCCCUCUUCACUGGGCUGCAUUCAAGGGAUUUGGUGAUACAAUUAGGUUGCUUCUAUUCAGAGAUGCUUUCCAAGGGAGACAAGAUAAAGAUGGUUGCACUCCUUUGCAUUGGGCAGCAUUAAGAGGAAAUGCAGAGGCUUGCACUUUACUUGUACAUGCAGGCACAAAGGAGGAAUUAACAGUCAAAGAUAAUGCAGGACUUACUCCUGCAGAGCUUGCAUCUGAUAAAGGUCAUUGGCAAAUAGCACUUAUACUUUCUAAUGCCCAACGGUCACAGAGAAAGCAGUGGAAAGACAAGGUUUUCCCUAAUAAAAUGGGGCAUAAAGGUUAUGCUCCAAUUCUAUUCUCUGUUGUUGUUGUCAACAUCAUUCUCUUCAUCAGUUCAGUCCUCUCUGCUCCUGGUCUUACAAAAGUUACUGCUGUUGUCGCACUUUGGGGAUGGACUGCUGUUUCCCUGGCAGUUGCUGCGCUCCUAGUGUUAGUUCGUUGCAGUAGUAAAGAUCCAGGUUACAUCAAGACCGGGGUUGCUGGUCAACCUGAUGCUCAGGAUCCUCUAUUGAAUAUUGAUCUGAACAAUACUUCCAGUUGGACUGGGAACUGGUCACAGCUUUGUCCCACCUGCAAGAUCAUACGACCUGUUCGGUCAAAACACUGUCCUACUUGCAACCGCUGUGUUGAACAAUUUGAUCAUCAUUGCCCUUGGGUCUCAAAUUGUGUGGGGAAGAGGAAUAAGCGAGACUUCUUCAUUUUCCUUUGUAUGGGUUCUUUGACAUCUAUAAUUGGUGCUGCAGUUGCUCUUCAAAGAAUUUGGACAUCAGUGCCAUUGUUGGUAGCCGAUGAAUUGUGGUUACAUCAUGUUUUCUUUGCGUAUCCUGGUGUAUUCGCUUUUCUGUUUAUGGAUGGGGUUAUUCUAAUUGCUGCUGUAACUCUGUGCGUAAUACAGAUAUCCCAGAUAGCUCGGAAUCUCACAACGAAUGAGAUGGCAAAUGCUGUGAGAUAUGGGUAUCUUCGUGGUCCAGAUGGGAGGUUCCGAAAUCCCUAUAACCAUGGAUGUCGAAAGAAUUGCUCUGAUUUCCUUAUCAAUGGUUACACAAAUGAUGAUGAGAUUGCAUGGCCAUCAUUGCAGCACGUCGCAAGAUAGCAGCAUUUAUAAUUCCUGCUUGCUAUAAAGGAUGCAUAUAUUACCAGACGCCUCCAGGUGACCUCUUCAGUAUUUGUAAAAGGAUCCUAGAGGCUUUGGUUUAUUUCGAUUCUUUCCCAAUGUACCAAAAAACAUAAAUGUGAGGGGCUCUGGUUUUAUUUACAUUGUAAAAUAUAUAUAUCAUCCCACAAAAUUUUAGGAGGGAAAAUCUGUAACUCUUGCUGCAUAAAACUCAUACUGUUCUUUGUACAUCUUCACGUAUCAAAUGUUCGAGUGAUGAGAAGUCGACAAUGGAUGGGGGGGAAGAGUUUUAGGGCGGAUGUGUGUAGUAAUAUUAAGGAGAAAUUUUACUGUAAUUUCAUUUAAUAUUCCGUUACCGCUGAGUACAAACCGUUAUAAAUAUUCUUUUACCAUUGCUUGAAUAUCCAAUAUUUAAUGAUGAUUGAUA
Messenger RNA from Solanum dulcamara, 2243 nucleotides. RefSeq names its product probable protein S-acyltransferase 23. Gene Ontology annotation, cellular component: Golgi membrane. The transcript has 13 exons. The record is from RefSeq and is a predicted model, not a curated record. Gene Ontology annotation, biological process: protein palmitoylation. The coding region runs from base 167 to 1795 and encodes 542 amino acids. Gene Ontology annotation, molecular function: palmitoyltransferase activity; protein binding. NCBI's taxonomy places the organism in Eukaryota, Viridiplantae, Streptophyta, Magnoliopsida, Solanales, Solanaceae.